Messenger RNA from Cebus imitator (Panamanian white-faced capuchin), 3142 nucleotides. It is a transcript of the gene PTTG2, whose product is annotated as pituitary tumor-transforming 2. The record is from RefSeq and is a predicted model, not a curated record. Gene Ontology annotation, biological process: chromosome organization. NCBI's taxonomy places the organism in Eukaryota, Metazoa, Chordata, Mammalia, Primates, Cebidae. Gene Ontology annotation, cellular component: nucleus; cytoplasm.
AUGCGUACUUUUGCCUUUAGUUGCGUGGCCUCGGGAUUCCAAGACGGCUGCUGUGGCUCCUGGACCACUACUCUGAUCUAUGUCGAUAAGGUUGGAGACCCGGGCACUGGUGUGGCUGCUAAGGACGGGCUAAAGCUGGGGUCUGGACCUUCAAUCAAAGCCUUAGGUGGGAGAUCUCAAGUUUUAACACCACGUUUUGGCAAAAUGUUCGAUGCUCCACCAGCCUUACCUAAAGCUACCAGAAAGGCUUUGGGAACUGUCAAAAGAGCUACAGAAAAAUCAGUAAAGACCAAUGGACCCAGCACACAAAAACAGCCAAGGUUUUCUGCCCAAAAGAUGACCGAGAAGACUGUUAAAGCAAAAAGCUCUGUUCCUGACUCAGAUGAUGCCUGUUUAGAAAUAGAAAAAUUCUUUCCCUUCAAUCCUCUAGACUUUGAGAGUUCUGACCUGCCUGAAGAGCACCAGAUUGCACACCUCCCCUAGAGCGGAGUGCCUCUCAUGAUUCUUGGUGAGGAGAGAGAGCUCGAAAGGCUGUUUCCGCUGGUCCCUUCGCCGGUGAAGAUGCCCUCUCCACCAUGGGAAUCCCAUCUUGCGGUCUCCUUCAAGCAUUCUGUUGACCCUGGAUGUUGAAUUGCCAGCUGUUUGCUAUAACAUAUUUAAAUGUCUUAGUGCUUUAGAGUUUGUGUGUAAUUGUAUUAACAAAGCAAUCUUUGUUUAACAACAAAAUAAAUGAAUAACUAGAAAGUGGGUCAUAUUCCCCUUUAUAUGCAUCUGUCUUAGCUGUUCUUUGAUUCUGUAUUCCUUCCAUGCUAAGGCCCCUACUCUUUGGGGAUGUGUCAACAUGAUUUACUUCUGUAGAGAAACAGGAGACAGGAAAUAGCAAAGGAUAAAGGAGAAAAGGCCAGGGUCAGGUCAAGAACUUCCUACAUCUUUUCUUCCCAGCCUAGUGUGAGCCAGAUGAAACCCUUAAGGAGGGCCUAGCAGCAAAGGGAGAGAAUUAAAAGAAGAAUGAGAAUUUUGUAGAAUACUAAAAAAAAAAUAGGGAACAUAUUUGCAGCUAGGACUAACUGACUAUCUUGAUUAUAUUAAAAUAUCUGUAUGGCUAAGUAAUAUUCUUGAAAUCCCGCGUCUUAUGCUUCUCAUGUCUUAUAACUUAAGCACUUUUAUGUCCAUGCCUUGAAUUCUGUACAAAGCUUUGAUAGAGUCACAGAUGUCUGGUGUCGAUCCAGGUCGCCUGAGAAGCUUCAGGGGUUCCUCCGUGGUCCCUGAAUUCCAGGACGUAGUGAGCUUCCUAUUCCAGCAGCUGCUAUUCAUUACACAUAUUAGUGGUUUUGCUCUUGCUACUGAAAGUGGGUGGCAGUUAUGUCUCUGAACAUGUUAUUCCACAAAAAGCCAACUGGAUGUGGCUAUUUAAGAACCAUCAAAGCCCAUGACAGGCCAAAGUUUCUAAAUCCCUCCUCAAUCACAGGAUGCCCUCAGAACUGGCCAACAGAAAAGACGCAAGGUCUCACUCCUAGGCUGUCCUACUGUUCUUUAGAGAAGAGUUAAGGUUCUGGGAUCUGUUGCACUCCAUUUUGUUUUUUGCUUCCAUGCUAUUUUAAAACUGGAGGUUGGUUAAGUUUAAAAUUUCAAGACAAAGCAUAAAAUAUUAGCGAAGUUACUUGUACCUUGCCUGUCUCCCUCACUAAACUGUGAGCCCCAUGAGGUCAGAGCCCAUCUCUGUGUUGUUCAUUAUGAUGUCCAAGUACUUCCCGUUUCCCUGGAGCUGAUGCUGUCAUGGGCUGCUCUAAGUAAUCUUUGUCUUGGGUCAGUAGCCACUCAGGUCAAGGAUGAGUUUCCAUUAGGUGUGGGCAUAAGUCCCUACUCAGCCAUUGUCCUCUUCACCGGAAGAACGAAAUUUUGUCUGUAAAGGAGGACAUCAUAUUCUGUAAAUGGUAGGAUCUCAUUCCCUGUAAGAUUUAUAUCGAUGCAUUUUGGACUCAAGCACCACAGGCGUAUUCCACGGCAAGACAGGAAGUAUUACUGGAGUCAGACUCCCUGGGUCCUAACCCCGCUUCCUCUAUUUAAUGGCUACGCAACCUUGGGCAAGCUGGUAACGUCUCAAAUUUUACUUCGUAAAGCUGUUGAUAGAGACGCUAAACAUGUUUAAAUUUCUAAAUGUUUGGUGCUGUGUGUAUGUACAGUCAUUAGCAUAGCAAGCAUCUAAAUGAUAUCAGAGUAGAAACUCAAUAAAUAUUUGUUGGAUGAAUAAUUAACCUCUCAUACUUCAGUUUCAUCAGCUGUAAAUAAACAGGUUUAGCUAUAUGAUAUCUUUUCAGUUCUAAUAUCCUAUGGACUUAUGUUAGUAAUUAUAAUUUUUUAUUCUUAGUAAUUUUUUCAGGAUUACUAUGAGGAUAAGAACUCAAAUUCUAAACUGAAGUAACUCAAGUGAAUUGAGUAAAAACUUGGUCAAAAAAAGAGUGUUUUAAAAAUCACCAUUUAAGUCCAACGAUGAGAUAGAUAGUCUUUGAUUUAAAGUGUGUCUGUGGUCAGCCCAGGGAAAUAGUGUACAGCUUCUCUACAGCGCUUUAAAAUCUUCGUUACAGUCAGUUUAAGUAUUUCCUUGGCAAUAAACAUCAACUCUUCUUUUUCUGACACUUCUUUGUAUAUGAUGGCCUUGGCAUUAGACAUGAAACCAUUAAGAAAAUACAAGCCAGGUCCUCUCCUACAGCCCAUAAAAAUUAUUUAGUUGAAACUGUGCGUAUUUAUUAGCUUAUAAUCAAUUUUAAACUAACUCACUAAAAGUACUGUAUUAGGCCAUUCUUGUAUUGCUAUAAAGAAAAACUUGAGACUGGAUAAUUUAUAAAGAAAAGAGGUUUAAUUGGUUCACAGUUCUGCAGACUGUACAGGAAGCAUAACACUGGCAUCUGCUGGGCUUCUGGGUAGACCUCACAAAGCUUCUAGUCAUGGUGGAAGGCCAAGGAGGAGCAGGCAUCUUACAUAACAGAACAGGAGCAAGAAAGGGUUGAGAUGGGGGCAGGCGGGGACAGGUGCAUUGGCCCAUGCCUGUAAUCCCAGCCCUUUGAGACGUCCAGGUGGGUGGAUCGCUUGAGGCCAGGAGUUCAAGACCAGACUGGCCAACAUGGUAAAACCUUGUCUCUAU